CAUGAAGCAGCAGCAGCAGCACAGUGUCCACCUGCGGCCGGACGCUGCCAGUUUCCAGCCCGACUCCCGUGGGUGUUGGGGGGCAAAAAGAAUUUUCUAAUCCGUCACCAUUGUACCAAUUGUCUUUAUAUAAAUGAUGUGCGAGUGAAGCUCGGCCUUCACAGGAGGGGCUAUCAAAUCCUAAUCACAGUUCAUGAAAGAGUCCUAACAAAGAAAUGAAUGACUCUGAAGAUUUCAAGGAGGGCGAGAGUAGAAGCAAAGACCAAAUCGAUGGCACAAGGAUGAGCCUGGGCAACAAGAAGGGGGUAAGGGUGUCUGGGAGACAUGCAUCCCCCGUGGACUGGAGCUCCAGAAGAGCAGGUCCGUCCAUCAUCCAUUCUCCCGCCAGCAGCCCUUUACCUCCAGAAACCCCUACUGUGAUCUCCAUCAGCCCCUUGCCUCACAAGCCCCCAGUGCAGGUGGAGGUCAAGCCUGCCGUCGAGGACGAUUGGACUACAGGGGGUUCCUCUCAAUCCAGGGCGUCCUACGGUGAAACGAGCGUCUCCCGGCAGACCAUGGAGGAGCUAAAGACCAUCCUGAGAGACAGCCCUAUGCUUAACAUCCGGGGAAGAGACGAGGGGAAGCCAGGAAGUCCUUAUACGUACCUCCAUGGAAGCAGCAGUGGGGGUUAUGGAAGGUCCGAUGGACGGCAGGACGAUGGAAACCCCAACAGGACGUUCAGCACCUUCAAACCCCAAUCCGACGCUUCCAGAAGGGGGGCCAGGUUCAGAGAUAGCACGUCUAUUCAGCAGCCUUCCGACGUGGAUUCAUCCAGCUCAAUCAGGCCGGAUGCCAACACAAAUAGGCUGCCUGGAGUUAGGGCUCACACAUAUGCAAGCGGCGGAUCCUGGGCAGAGACUGGAGCUCCUCACACAGAUAACGACUGUGUUGAUACUAUUGGAAAUCAGAGGUUCAUUGCCAACAUGGAGCAGAUCAAGCAGCAGAUCGCCAGAGAAAACAUCAACUUUGUCCGCUUCGAGGCCACCGACCUCCACGGGGUGUCCAGGUCCAAGACAGUGCCCGUCCGCUUCUUCCAUGAGAAAGCGGUGUACGGGGUACCGAUGCCCAGAAGCUACUUGGAGCUGACCCUGAGCCCUAAGAGCAACGAAGUAGACAAUGCCAGCACGGCUAACUUCAGCAGUGAUGUCCUCCUGAUCCCUGAUCUGUCGACCUUCAGGGUCUUACCCUGGGCCGAGCAGACAGCCCGGGUUAUAUGCGACCCCUGCACCGUUGCAGGAAGCCCCCUUCGCACUUCACCCCGCCUCAUCGCCAAGCAGCUUCUCGGCCAGCUCCAAAGCCUCGGCUUCUCCCUGCACUCCUCCUUCACCUAUGAAUGCUGCGUCCUGGGAACGCCGGACCGCAUCGGACCCAAGACGCUCUUGUUCCCGGCGACCACACUUCUCAGCAACCAUGACCUGCCUUUCUUCCAGCAGCUGGUGGACAGCAUGUACUGCAUGGGCGCAGACAUAGACAGCAUCGCCUCUGCAAGCGCCCCCGGCCAGAUGGAGAUCAACCUGAGGCCAGAGUUUGGGAUUGCGGCCGCAGACACUGCCUUCACUUUCCGCACCGGCAUCAAAGAAAUGGCUCGCAAGCACAGCUACAUCGCCAGCUUCUUCACCGACGACGGCCUGUACAAUGCUGGGGUGCUCUCUCACAGCUUGUGGGAUGCUAACGGCCGACGUAGCCUCUUCCAAAGCGGGGAGAAGGCUGGUGAGCUAUCUGAGAUUGGCAGGAAAUGGCUUGCUGGGCUUCUUACGCACUCUGCUGCUCUGAGCUGCCUGAUGUCGCCCGGCCUGGGCUGCCGGAGCCACAUCGCAAAGACAAUCAAAGACCCUAAACGCAUGCUUUACGCCACAUGCGGUUGCAAUGAUAACAGCAGCUCCUUCAACAUUAAGAGUCACGGGGGAAGGGAGACGCACAUCGACAACAAGCUGGGCUCAGCUAUGGCCAACCCGUACAUCGUGCUGGCUGCCACCGUGGCCGCGGGACUGGACGGCAUCAAGCGAAACCUGAACAUCGAGAGCGGUCUUUACAACGCCCCCGGUCAGCAGAAGGAUUUUGCCGUUCCAGUGAAGCUCGACGAGGCUCUGGAGGCACUGAGCGAGGAUCACGUCAUCUGCAGCACCCUCGGAGAGCCCUUUGUUCAGUAUUUCAUUGCCAUGAAAAAGUUUGAGAUUGAGACCCAAGAACUGGAUGAUGAGAGGAACAAGUGCCUGGAGUAUUUCAUCUAGAAAGCCCGCUCCACAGACUUCCUCCUCCUACACGAAUAAAGGCAAUAAACACAGCUUUUCUUUUUAUAUGACACCUGUUUAUUAUUGCAGAUUGUAGAUAUUUUUCGGUUAUUACAAAAUAAAAGUAUUACUACA
Eleginops maclovinus (Patagonian blennie) is the source of this 2405-nucleotide messenger RNA. It is a transcript of the gene lgsn, whose product is annotated as lengsin, lens protein with glutamine synthetase domain. Gene Ontology annotation, molecular function: glutamine synthetase activity. NCBI's taxonomy places the organism in Eukaryota, Metazoa, Chordata, Actinopteri, Perciformes, Eleginopidae. Gene Ontology annotation, biological process: lens morphogenesis in camera-type eye. The record is from RefSeq and is a predicted model, not a curated record. Bases 216 to 2270 code for a protein of 684 amino acids. Gene Ontology annotation, cellular component: cytoplasm; membrane. The transcript has 4 exons.